CAUGCUCAUUUUUACGGCUGUUAAUUUAGCCGGAAUUUUCACUCAUUAUCCUACUGAAGUAGCCCAAAGGCAGGCUUUCCUUGAAACCAGAAAAUGCAUCGAAACUCGUCUCAAAGUUCAACAAGAAAAUCAACAGCAAGAAGGGUUACUUUUAUCGGUUCUUCCUAGACAUGUCGCUAUGGAAAUGAAGGCUGAUAUCGCCGGAAAGCCAAAGGAUUCAAUGUUUCACAAAAUUUAUAUACAAAGGCACGACAAAGUCAGCAUAUUGUUUGCCGAUAUUUGCGGUUUCACUGCACUCUCUUCACAAUGUACAGCGCAAGAACUGGUUAAAAUGUUGAACGAACUAUUCGCUCGUUUCGAUAAGCUAGCUAUGGAAAAUCACUGCCUGAGGAUAAAAAUAUUGGGCGAUUGCUAUUAUUGCGUAAGCGGAUUACCAGAAGCAAGACUGAAUCACGCUCAUUGUUGUGUAGAGAUGGGAUUGGAUAUGAUCGAUGCGAUAGCAAUGGUAAGAGAUUUAACGGGCGUUGAAGAACUUAAUAUGAGAGUAGGGGUUCAUACUGGAAGAGUUCACUGCGGAGUUUUAGGUUUGAGAAAAUGGCAAUUCGACGUUUGGUCAAACGACGUUACUUUAGCCAAUUAUAUGGAGGCUGGAGGUGUCCCAGGGAGGGUUCACGUUACGCAAGAGGUUGCUAAUCUACUUGAAUCUGAUUACGAAAUGGAGCCUGGAAACGGAACCGAUCGACACGAAUACUUGAAAUUAAAUAACAUUAAAACUUUUCUUAUCAGAAGUGAAGUAACGAGGGUCAGUGCAGCUGCAGGAACUGGACGUCGAAUGGGUGCCAACGACGAUCCUCAGUCUACUAUACAUCAUAAACUGGGUUUGGGCAAGGAUGAAGGGAUCAAGGGAACGGAAGAUGAAGUAAAUGAGUAUUUGAGUAGAGCUAUCGACGCUCGUAGUAUUGAUCGACUUCGAUCAGAAUAUGUCAAAUUACUGCUGCUUACUUUUAAAGACAAGCAGCUGGAGAGAAAGUUUACUAUCGACUAUAAAUCAAAUUUACGUAAAUGCUUGGCUGAAAAGUUUGGAAUAUCACUAGAUUCUGUAAAUAUAUCUCAUAUAAAGUGGGCUGGUAUAAGUAUGAAUGACGAAGCGAAUAUUUGUACAGCUGGUUCAACGUCCUAUUUUCCAGAGUAUAUCGCCCUUUGUGUAGCUGUUUCGAUGAUAUCAAGUGCAGUUUUCUUGAAAGCAAGUACAACUUUAAAGCUAAUACUACUAAUCGUAAUAUCUGCCGUUUACAUUUCCGUUACUCAGGUAGAAAGUACGGCCAGAAUAGACUUCCUCUGGAAGUUACAGGCUCACGAAGAAAAGGAGGAAAUGGAAAGUUUGAGAGACUAUAACCUGAAAUUAGUUGGCAAUAUUUUACCUAUGCACGUAGCUGAACAUUUCUUAAAGACCGUCAAUAAGAAGGACGAAGAUUUAUAUUAUCAGGAUUGCGAGAACGUUUGCGUUAUGUUUGCUAGUAUAUCUAAUUUUUCAGAGUUCUAUAUUGAACUCGAGGGAAACAAUGAAGGCGUAGAAUGUCUACGACUACUAAAUGAGAUUAUUGCGGAUUACGACGAAAUCUUAUCAGAGACGAGAUUUAGAUGUAUCGAAAAGAUUAAGACGACUGGUUCAACUUAUAUGGUAGCGUCCGGUUUAACAGAGUCUACAAACUAUAAGGAUAUGAGUCACGUGGUCGCUGUAACAGAAUAUGCUUUUGCUAUCAAACGCCAAUUAGAAUAUGUCAACGAACAUUCGUUCAAUAAUUUUAUGAUGAAAAUAGGUAUCAACGUUGGUCCUUGCGUUGCAGGAGUCAUAGGAGCGAGAAAGCCUCAAUACGACAUAUGGGGAAAUGCAGUGAACGUAGCAAGUCGGAUGGAUUCGACCGGAAAAGCCGAUAGAAUACAAGUAACGCCCGAGGUCUAUGAUGUAUUAUCCUCGCACGGCUACGUUCUGGAAUGUAGAGGAUUAAUCAAAGUAAAGGGAAAAGGUGAAAUGUUGACCUAUUUCGUUCUUGGUAAAACCUAA
Dimorphilus gyrociliatus is the source of this 2065-nucleotide messenger RNA. NCBI's taxonomy places the organism in Eukaryota, Metazoa, Annelida, Polychaeta, Dinophilidae. The record is from the annotation of a GenBank genome assembly.